Molecule: messenger RNA, 4451 nt
Organism: Poecile atricapillus (Black-capped chickadee)
Lineage: Eukaryota; Metazoa; Chordata; Aves; Passeriformes; Paridae
Gene: LLGL1
Product: LLGL scribble cell polarity complex component 1
Exons: 23
Coding region: 99-3269 (1056 amino acids)
Biological process (GO): regulation of establishment or maintenance of cell polarity; establishment of spindle orientation; cortical actin cytoskeleton organization
Cellular component (GO): cytoplasm; cortical actin cytoskeleton; plasma membrane
Molecular function (GO): GTPase activator activity; myosin II binding
Source: RefSeq, a predicted model, not a curated record
CCCGCCACCGCCACCGCCGCCCCGGGACCGGCCCCGGGACCGCCGGCCGCGCCCGCCCCGCCCGGUACCGCGCCGCCGCCACCGCCGCCGGCCCAACCAUGAUGAAGUUUCGGUUCCGGCGGCAGGGUGCCGACCCGCACCGCGACCGCCUCCGCCACGACCUCUUCGCCUUCAGCAAGACGGUGGAGCACGGCUUCCCCAGCCAGCCCAGCGCCCUGGCCUACGACCCCGUCCUGCGUGUGAUGGCCAUCGGCACCAAGGCGGGAGCCGUCAAGCUCUAUGGCGCACCGGGUGUGGAGCUGACAGGCCUGCACAAGGAGACGGCCACUGUCACCCAGCUGCACUUCCUUCCCGGCCAGGGCUGGCUCCUCUCGCUACUGGACGACAACACGCUGCACCUGUGGGAGGUGUGCCAGAAGGAGGGCUGCUCCCACCUGGAAGAGACCCGCAGCUUCGGCCUCCCGGGACGCCCAGGGUCCGGCAGCGCUAACUGCUCCCCUGGCAUCACACGGGUGACCGUGGUCCUGCCGAUGGCUGCUGGUGCCAUGGUCUGCCUGGGCACUGAGGGUGGUGCCGUGUACUUUGUCACCCUGCCCACCCUGACGCUGCUGGAAGACAAAACUCUCUUCCCAGAUGAGAUCCUGCAGAGUGUCCCCGAUGAUUACCGCUGCGGGAAGGCGCUGGGGCCCGUGGAGUCCAUCCAGGAGCACCCACGCAUUGGCAGCCGGCUCCUCAUCGGCUACAGCCGGGGGCUGGUGGUCCUGUGGGAGCAGAGCACUCGUGUUGUCCAGCAUCUCUUCCUGGGGAACCAGCAGCUGGAGAGCCUGGCCUGGGAGCAGGGCGGGAGCAGCAUCGUCAGCUCCCACAGCGACGGCGGCUACAUGGUGUGGGCAGUGAGCGGCACCGGCCAGAGGAGCCAGCAGCCCGUCAUGUCCACCAUCCCCUAUGGGCCGUUCCCUUGCAAAGCCAUCAGCAAAAUCCUCUGGCGAACCUGCGAGUCGGGGAACCCCUUCAUCAUCUUCAGUGGGGGGAUGCCACGGGCCAGCUACGGUGACAGGCACUGUGUCAGCGUGCUGCAGGGCCAGACCCUGGCCACGCUCGACUUCACCUCCCGUGUCAUUGACUUCUUCACCGUGCAGAGCGCAGAGGUGCCUGAGGGAGGCUUUGAGAACCCCCGAGCCCUCGUGGUGCUGGUGGAGGAGGAGCUGGUGGCCAUCGACCUGCAGACGCCGGGCUGGCCCACCAUCCCUGCCCCAUACCUGGCACCUCUCCACUCCUCUGCCAUCACCUGCUCCUGCCACGUCUCCAACGUGCCCCUCAAGCUUUGGGAGAGGAUCGUCAGUGUGGGCGAGCAGCAGAGCCCCCGGCAAUCCUCUGCGGCUUGGCCCAUUGAUGGGGGAAAGAACCUGGCCCAGGAGCCCACACAGAGGGGGCUUCUCCUCACUGGGCACGAGGACGGCACGGUGCGGUUCUGGGACGCCUCGGGGGUCUCCCUGAAGCCCCUCUACAAGCUGGGCACGGCCAACAUCUUCCAGACAGACUGUGAGCACAACGACAGCCUCAACCAGGCGGGCGAGGAGGAGUGGCCUCCGUUCCGCAAGGUGGGCUGCUUUGAUCCCUACAGCGAUGACCCGCGCCUGGGCGUGCAGAAGAUCGCGCUCUGCAAGUACACGGCCAAGAUGGUGGUGGCUGGCACGGCGGGGCAGGUGCUGGUGAUGGAGCUGAGCGAUGAGAAGUCAGAGCACGCGGUCAGCGUGGCCACCGUGGACCUGCUGCAGGACCGUGAGGGCUUCACCUGGAAAGGCCACGACCGGCUGGCCCCCCAGAACGGGCCCCUCCUCUUCCCCCCUGGCUUCCAGCCCAGCGUGCUGGUGCAGUGCGUGCCCCCCGCCGCCGUCACCGCCGUCACCCUCCACUCCGAGUGGAACCUCGUGGCCUUCGGCACCAGCCACGGCUUUGGGCUCUUCGACUACUACCGGCGCAACCCCGUGCUGGCCAGGUGUACGCUGCACCCCAACGACUCGCUGGCCAUGGAGGGGCCCCUGUCCCGCGUGAAGUCCCUCAAGAAGUCCCUGCGCCAGUCCUUCCGCCGCAUCCGCAAGAGCCGCGUGUCGGGCAAGAAGAGGCUCAACGCCAGCAGCCCCUCCAGCAAGGUGCAGGAGGCCAACGCGCAGCUGGCGGAGCAGGCGGGUCCCCCCGAGGUGGAGAUGACGCCGGUGCAGCGGCGGAUCGAGCCUCGCUCGGCCGAUGAUUCGCUUUCAGGGGUCGUGCGGUGCCUCUACUUCGCCGACACCUUCCUCCGUGAUGCCGCCCACCACGGCCCCACGAUGUGGGCAGGGACCAAUUCUGGGUCGGUGUUCGCCUACGCCCUGGAGGUGCCGUCGCAGGAGAAGUUCUCGGAGCGGGCGGUGGAGGCGGUGCUGGGGAAGGAGAUCCAGCUGAUGCACCGGGCACCGGUGGUGGCCAUUGCAGUGCUGGACGGGCGGGGGAACCCCCUGCCCGAGCCCUACGAGGUGUCUCGGGACCUGGCCAAGGCCCCCGACAUGCAGGGCAGCCACUCCAUGCUCAUCUCCUCCGAGGAACAGUUCAAGGUGUUUACGCUGCCCAAAGUGAGUGCCAAGACCAAGUUCAAGCUGACAGCACACGAGGGCUGCCGGGUGCGGAAGGUGGCUCUGGUGAGCCUGGCCAGCGCUGGCUCCGAGGAGCGGCUGGAAAACUGCCUGGCGUGUCUCACCAACCUGGGGGACAUCCACAUCUUCACCGUGCCCAGCCUGCGGCCCCAGGUCCACUACAGCUGCAUCCGUAAGGAGGACAUCAGUGGCAUUGCCUCCUGUGUCUUCACCAAGCACGGCCAAGGUUUCUACCUAAUUUCACCAUCGGAGUUUGAGCGCUUCUCGCUGAGCGCCAGGAAUGUGACGGAGCCACUGUGCCGGCUGGAGAUCGCCCGGCUCCAGGACACCUCCUGCCUCAGCAACAGCUCAGCGGUGACACCGAAGCUGCCACAGGCGAACGGCACCCACGUCCCACGCGGCUCCGAGGGCCAGCCCUCCCCCUCGGACAGUGACCGGUCCCCUGAGGAGCACCCGGCCGCCUUCUCGCCCGGCCCCAUCGACUCCCCGAACAGCAGCAUGGAGAACCCGCUGGACACCACUGGGGACAUCACCGUGGAGGAAGUGAAGGAUUUCCUGGCAUCCUCGGAGGAAGCGGAGCAGAACCUGAGGAACGCCAGCGAGGACGAGGCCCGGCCCACGGGGAUCCUCAUCAAGUGAGGCAUCGCCGGCCUCCCUGACCCAUCUCAGUGCUCGGAUUCCCGGGAUGCGCGACUCGACUGGACCCCCGUGCCCCCUCCCCACGUAACGUAGACUCGUCUCCUCUCUAACAUCCGCGCCGGCCGCCGCUGCGCCCCGGCUCCGGCACUCCCCACGCACCUCCCUGCCCGGCCGCCGGCCCCCGAGCCCGGGCCGUGGGGCACAAACUCUUCCCGGGGAAGAUAAAUUCCUUUUUUAUACACGGUCGAGUGUCACUGUCCCCUGCUCCAGAGCCCCCUUCCUGGGGGAUGCUGCUGCUUCCCCGGCUCCACGGGGAGGGCUGGGGCUUGUGGACCCCCCCUUGUCCCCCGGUUUUGGUCCCUUGGGGCAGUGGGGGGCCAGAAGCCCCCGGGCACGGCCCCCCCGUACCCUGGUCUGUGUUUACAUGCCCAGCUCCCUGCAGUUUACAGCCCCGUUCCCUGCCUGCCAGGAGGCUCUGCCUGCCGCACAGGGACUGUCCCCAGGGGAGCCCAGCAGGGAUCCCCUGACUCCCAGGUGGGCAGCAGAGACCUCGAGCAGCCCGAGGAGGGGCACGCUGGGGGGUCACAGGUGGCCUUUUUCUCUUAGUGGCUUCUCCAAGGGCUAUUCUCCAGGUUGGGCUCUGUGCCUGCUGCUCCUUUCUGACACUAAUUCCUGCCACGGGGUGGGUUUGGGAUGUUUGGCUGUGGAAUUACACACCGGCUCCUGCUCCUGGUCCAUGUUGGUGCUGGGGGGGGGCAGAUGGGGCUGCCCCAGCCCCCUCCUGCCCCAGGCUGGGCUGCCCCACCCUGGGGGUCUCACUGUGCCAAAUCCCCUCUGGGCUCUGAGCCUGGCCUCGUCCUGCCGGGGGCUGGGGUGACGCCGGCUGUGUCCCCUGGCCCGUGGUGGCUGUUCCCACGGGGCUCAGCUGGCCCCUGCCCCUCUCCUUUUGGGGACCUGUGGCCCCCCCGGGCUCUCCUGCGGUACGUGUGUGGCUGGGGGGGUUUGGGCUCUGUUGCUGCCGGCCGAGGCCGGGGCUGUAGCGUCCCUGGUAGAACCUCCCCCCCAACCUCAUCUUUUUUUUUUUUUUUUUUUUUUUUGGUAAGAUGAAUUUAGCAUUGUUUAGUUAUUAAAAAUACUGGUUUUUAAUAUUGAGAAUAAAGCAUUUAAUAUCAACUGUCUGGG